UCAUGUUUUGAUUUCGUGUGCAGGAACUCUUCUCGAGGACAGAACUGUACUCGGAUAACAGAAGGAUGCAUUCGCAAAUGACCGACGAGAAGCUCCAGUGCCGCAUCUGUCUACUGCAGCCCAAGGAUGAGACCCUCAUGCCCACGCAGGCGGACUUUUGCGCGCAAAUCCAACGCUGCACGGGCAUUCAGCUGAGAGAGAACGCUGCUUGGCCCACGCGUAUCUGCACGAGCUGUGCCCUGCUACUCCGAGCGGCCCUCAAAUUGCGCUCCCUGUGCCAGGAUGCGGAGAAGGCGUUGCAACAGCAGAAGAUUGGGGAGAAUGUCCCACGGCUGGAGCAGAACGAGAAUGAAAGUAAGGACCUGCCCAGCAAAGAGGCUAGCUGCAGUGACAGCGAAGUGGAGUACGAGUACCUAGAGCCCUACGACUUGGAGGCGGCUGACAGUACUGAUGAAAUAAUCAGCAUAGAACCGCUGACCUCAACGCCAACAUCACUCCUUGAGGAGGAAUCUAUUAGUCCUGCGUCAGAGCCCGACGAAGAUGUUGGCCAGGCUCAUGCUCCUCCGCUGGCCUGCACAGUUUGCCAUAAGGUAUACGCUGACUGGGUCAAGCUGGCCGCCCACCUGAAGGUCCACAACAGAGGGAAACCACAUGAGUGCGAGAUCUGCCACAAGCGCUUCCGGCAAACGCCGCAGCUGACCAGGCACAUGAACACGCACACGAGGAACCGUCCCUACAAAUGUGAUUACUGCGAUUCUAGCUUCGCAGAUCCCUCCACACGCAUCAAGCACCACAGAAUCCACACCAACGAGCGUCCGUACAAGUGCAAACACUGCAGCAAGUCGUUCGCCUACUCCAAUGUGCUCCGGGUGCACAUAAAUACGCAUACGGGCGAGAGACCGUUUAGCUGCCAGCACUGCCAGCGAACCUUCUCCCAGCUGCACCACAAAAACGCCCACGAGAGGUCCCACAAGCCAAGAGUCCAUGCGGAAGCCAAGACCAACUUGGUAGAACAAAUAAAAUAAGUUUAACACCAUUUGUAUAAAGUUGUUGAAGGGGGGAAAUACACUACUGGCCGAAAUAAUAAGUACAUGUGCAUAAGGUUUGUUUCAAGUCCUAUAAAAUUUGUUAAAUAAACCUAAUGAAAAAAUUCA
Drosophila kikkawai is the source of this 1154-nucleotide messenger RNA. Its product is annotated as zinc finger protein Paris. The record is from RefSeq and is a predicted model, not a curated record. NCBI's taxonomy places the organism in Eukaryota, Metazoa, Arthropoda, Insecta, Diptera, Drosophilidae. Gene Ontology annotation, biological process: regulation of gene expression. Gene Ontology annotation, cellular component: nucleus. Gene Ontology annotation, molecular function: zinc ion binding.